Lycium ferocissimum is the source of this 366-nucleotide messenger RNA. RefSeq names its product protein SULFUR DEFICIENCY-INDUCED 1-like. Bases 1 to 366 code for a protein of 121 amino acids. Lineage: Eukaryota; Viridiplantae; Streptophyta; Magnoliopsida; Solanales; Solanaceae. The record is from RefSeq and is a predicted model, not a curated record. The transcript is spliced from 2 exons.
AUGAAGAAUUAUAGCUGCUCCAAAAAGGUAGAGGAAAUUGAUUCUAAUUAUCGUGUUAUUCAUAAGCUUCCCCCUGGUGAUAGCCCUUAUGUCAGAGCAAAAUAUGCACAGCUGGUUGAGAAAGAUCCAGAAGGUGCUAUAGUUCUAUUUUGGAAGGCAAUAAAUGCAGGAGAUAGAAUAGAUAGUGCUUUGAAAGAUAUGGCAGUAGUAAUGAAACAACAAGAUAAAGCUGAAGAGGCCUUUGAAGCUAUUAAGUCCUUUAGAUAUCGAUGCUCCAAACAGACACAAGAAUCAUUGGACAAUGUCCUUAUCGACUUAUACAAGGUGCAUAAACAAAACUCCCCUUGUUUAACCCUAAAUAAGUAA